GUGCGCACAAUGUAGCCGCGCGCUGCGUGUCCGCUGCGCAGCUGCCGAGCUCCACAGCAUCUCGUCUGCCUUCUCACCAAACAGUGCGCUGAUUGUCAGGGCUCCUCGUACGAGCUCAUCCACGCUGCGCGUUUCUCCUUCAAACAGGCAUCCUUCCUCAUUCCACGCACUCUUAACAGCUUACUGUUCGGUUCACUGCAAGCUCAAGCUGAACUUACACUUUACAGGUAUGCGAAAGCGGAACAGCUCCCAGCCCCUGGACCAUGACAGCGCCGUCACCAACACGCUGCUGGACUCGACCCCGAACCUGAACCCUGGCGCGAAGAGCUGUCGUAGGAAAGGCAAAGUGGUGCUCGACUCCGCUCCUCUGGAUGCUGCUCGGAAGCCCAUGGGGAGGACGUCGAGAAGGUAUCGCCUGAUGCCCAGGCUGAAGAAGAUCUUCCUGUGGGUUCUGGCUGUCUACAUUGCCAUUCCCUUCAUCGUAAAGCUGUGCCCCUCCAUCCAGGCUAAACUAGUCUUUUUAAACUUUGUUCGUGUGCCCUACUUCAUUGACCUGAAGAGACCUCAAGACCAGGGCUUGAACCACACCUGUAACUUGUACCUACACCCAGAGGAGAAUGUCAACAUUGGCGUGUGGCACACAGUCCCAGCCCAGCUCUGGAAGGAUGCCCAGGGGAAGGACCAGCUGUGGUACGAGAGCACCUUCCAGUCCUCGCACCCAGUCAUACUGUACCUACAUGGCAAUGCUGGGACCAGGGGUGGGGACCACAGAGUACAGCUCUACAAGGUUCUCAGUUCAUUAGGCUACCAUGUAGUGACAUUUGAUUACAGAGGAUGGGGCGACUCGGAAGGCAGCCCUUCAGAGAGCGGCAUGACUUCAGAUGCCCUUUAUGUCUUCCACUGGGUAAAGGAGAGGAUUGGAAAGAAGCCCCUGUAUAUCUGGGGCCACUCUUUGGGAACAGGUGUGGCGACUAACCUGGUUAGACACCUGUGUGACAGAGGGACACCACCGGACGCGCUGAUCUUGGAGUCUCCGUUCACGAACAUCCGAGAGGAGGCUAGGAGUCAUCCUUUCUCAAUGGUUUACAGGUAUCUGCCUGGGUUUGACUGGUUCUUCCUGGAUGCUAUAACGGCAAACGAUAUUCGAUUUGCAAGUGAUGAAAAUAUGCACCACAUCUCGUGCCCAGUGCUCAUCCUCCAUGCUGAAGACGAUACCGUGGUACCAUUCCACCUAGGCAAGAAGCUGUACAACAUCGCUGCCCAGUCCCAGAGCUUGAGUGGCCAAAAGGUCCAGUUCAUCCCCUUUCCCAUCAGCCUUGGCUACAAGCACAAGUUCAUCUACAGGAGCCCGGAGCUACCACAGAUCCUAAGUGACUUUCUUGGGACAGUCCAUCCCCACGCGUAGCAGAAUGGAAGGCCUUUCUCUGACUCGGUUAUUCCGUCACACAUACACACACAGCACAUGAGUUGCAUCGACAUGCACGCGUGUGUUCCUGGACAUAUCUUGCCAAGUUACGUAUACACUCUCUAAAGCAAGGACUGAAAACGCUCCAUUUUUUUUUCCCUUUUAUCAUUCCUUUGGAAACCGAAGUAGGGUUAGGUUGAAGACGACCGAGAAGGUCGGGGUGACCACUUGCCUGGCCCUACCGGGUGGCACGGUUCCACAGUUUUAGGACUCGCCCUGAGCACAAAGUAGAUGAUGUCAUUUACGCACUAAAUGAACUGGAACCUUUUUUGCCACUGAGCCCAUGUGGUGGGAAGAACUGUGGAUCUAAGCGUAUGGAAGCAAGAUGAAGAGGGGAUUCCAGGGAUCAAGUAUAUUUUCACUGAAAUUCCAACAGCUUCACGUAAAGAAAGUGA
This is a messenger RNA of Scleropages formosus (Asian bonytongue), 1860 nucleotides long. RefSeq names its product abhydrolase domain containing 12, lysophospholipase (gene abhd12). The transcript has 13 exons. Gene Ontology annotation, molecular function: monoacylglycerol lipase activity; phosphatidylcholine lysophospholipase A1 activity. NCBI's taxonomy places the organism in Eukaryota, Metazoa, Chordata, Actinopteri, Osteoglossiformes, Osteoglossidae. Bases 230 to 1405 code for a protein of 391 amino acids. The record is from RefSeq and is a predicted model, not a curated record. Gene Ontology annotation, cellular component: endoplasmic reticulum membrane. Gene Ontology annotation, biological process: phosphatidylserine catabolic process; monoacylglycerol catabolic process.